CUCUCACACUAACUACUCAGCUCUAACCCUCUAGGUCAAGCACGCACACACGCACCAGUGCACCACCGGCCACCAUCACGGCACCAGUCAGCACCACGCUACUGCUCCACACAAUAUACCAGCCGCGCCUCUACCUAAAUCUAACUCUCUCAAUCAAAACUCUGUCUUUUUGUCUCUAACUUUUCAUCGGGUUUCCCCAUUCACCAGCUCGAUCCAUAGGGAAGAAGCUGUGAAUCCAGUGGAAAUUUUUGAACUGGUAAAGGUGAAGGCUUGGACCUGGUUACGUGCAAAAAAUAGUAGCUUUAUUCAUUCUUUUGCUGAAUGGCUUAAUGAACCUAUGGAAUGCAUUGAUGAUACUUAAAGUAUUUGGUUGAAGGUAUGGAUGAAGGUCCUGAGUGUGGAUUAAAGCUAAAAAGUAAAAAGGGUGCAUGUGUAUACUCUGUGUUCGAAUGGCUGCAGAAUUUGAAGGAGAGCAUAACUCAGAUUUGAUGUGGGUUCACAUACUGCAGUUAUUUGGCAGGUUGUAGAGAGGAUCAAAGUGUUGGCUGCAGGGUGUGUUUUAUUGUCAUGAUGCCAUUGAAUUUUAUAUGGCUGGUUAGGUUGUGAUAUUAAUUAUAGUGCACGAAGUGGUGGUAUGCACGGUAGGGACUUGCUAUUGUGUCUGCAUAAGUAUUAAGGUGGUUUUCUUGCAAGGUGCUGUUUAGGCAAUAAGUUUUGUUUGUGGUGGAAUUAAAUUCAGCUAUGAAUUGACACCAAUUUAUGACGAUUACACUCAAAUGGAGAUGGCUACUGCUACUUAUACUAUAAUGGAAGGAGCACCGAAGAGGGGAGCUGAUUUAGUGCAGGUCUUUUACUGCACAUUGUUUUAAUUUGUGAGGCAGGUUCUUCCUUUGGAUAUAUUCUGGCUGAAGGCAUUUGGGCAGUGGAGUGUUGGAGGAGGCUAAUUCUCUUAUCUGCUUUUAUUCCUUCUUGGUGGUUACCUUAGAUUUUAGAAAUUGGUACUUUUUCCUUUACUAGGUUUUCCCGGGGGUUUUUCCUAGUAAGGUUUUAAUGAGGUUUUUUUCUAAAGUCUUUCCUUGAAGAAGAUGGUGGGAUAUCAUUAGUAUAUGGUUCAUGUAUUGCUGUAUUUUUUGUCGCACUUAUCUUAUUUCCUUCAUUUCCUUACUUGUAUUUUGUUCUCUUGGCUUCUUCCGUUCUUGUUAUUACCUGGUUCAAUUUAAGGUAAGUCUAUAAACUGUUUGGUAUACCGAUGUGUUCAUUUGAAAAAUUUGAACCCCCUGACCCUGGGGUCCUGGAUCCGCCACUGGUUAUCAAUUGUCUCAGUAAAUGUCUAUGUCAAUCUGUUAUAGCUUUCCACAUGAUUUCGUUUUUGGAACAUUUAGGAUUUUGAAAGGAAUUGACUAAUUUGUUAGUAUUAGUGUUAAGGAUUAACUAAAACCUAGAAUGGCUAAAUUGCUUUAAACCAGAAUGAUUAGUUUAGUUUAUAUUAACCAAGUUGCAUUAAUCUCUGGUUUCACUAAUCAUUUGAAGUUCUUCACUCCUUACUGUUACCAAUGUCUUUUAUUUAGCUUUCUUGUUCUACCUUGCAAUGUUAUCAAAUACGGUGCUAUAGCGUAGUGCUCUGAGGGCUCAUCGCUAUUUGCUAUUUGCUGCUCUGAGGGAUUGACCUAGCGGAUUUUUGCCUUUCUGCUAUUUUCCGCUAUUAAUAAUGCUGCUACCUUGUGCUUGAAUUGAGUCAUCGACGUUAAUUUCCCGUAUUGUUGUUAAAUGGAAUUUUGGUUAUGGGGUUUUCAUGGCCACACUAAUUAUCUGCUUAACGGGCAUUUCCAUGAAAUGAGCUUAAACACUUUCCCAAGAAAAUUUGGUUUGGUAUAAAGUUUGAUUUUCAAUUAGAUUGAUAAUUUGAUUCACCAGGCUGUGGCUAUGCUUUUAGUUGUAAUUUCAGCUUUUGUUUCUUAUAGUAUUUUGUUACAUUUUGAUGGAUAUGUAGGUUGGAAUUUUGUUCUCCUGAAAGAAAAUUAUGAUUUGCUGCAUAGAAUUGUUUUGUCAAUUGUAAAUGCCUCAAUUUCAUUCUCAUAACUAGAUAGCUGCAAAAAAACACCUUAUUGGAAGAGAAGACGUUCUAUGAAAUUUUGGUCUAUGUUAUGUGCCAAUUUGUAAUUUUCUACCUCUAGUUUUCUAUCAUUUGUGGCUGAAGUUAUUUAUAACAUUUAUCGCACAUGCAUGUUGGCCCUGUGUGUUUUAUGUAGGCUGGGCUAACCUCUAUAACCCAUGAUUUAUCAAUUUUGACCCUUAUUGUCUCCAGUGCUACACAUAAGCUGUUCAUGCACCUUUUUCUUCCAAUUCCUCUGUAUAGAUGCCUCGUUACAAAGAUGAGUCCCCUGCGGUUUGCGUCUACACGGUCUGUGAUGAAUCCAGAUAUUUGAUUGUGCGGAAUGUUCCAGCAUUAGGUUGCGGAGAUGAUUUGAGGCAAUUGUUUUCAUCCUAUGGAGAGAUUGAGGAGUGUCACCCAAUGGAUGCAGAGGAUUGUGAGCCCUUCACCGAUGUCUAUUGGAUUAAAUUCCGCCUUUUCAACAAUGCCAGGUUUGCAAAAAGAAAACUGGAUGAUUUUGUUUUCCUUGGGAACCGACUGCAGGUUUCAUAUGCUCCCCAUUUUGAGAGUCUCUCAGACACAAAGGAUAAAUUAGAGGGAAGAAGAAGGGAGGUUUUAGCACGUUUGAACCCUAGAAGACCUCAAGUGACUGCAGCCUCAGGAUCUAGGCCUUCGAUUACCUCAAAGACCACUUCCCUAUCAGAAAAUUUAGAUCAUACUGAAAGGGAUCUAGCAUUUGAAGGAAGGUCGCACAACGGUAAUCUUCAAAAAAGAACAGUUUCUUCUAAUGAGGAUUAUUUUGCUUCCCAUUCCAUGAAUCAAACAGUAAAGGUUGUCCGCGAUAAGCUCGAUAAGAUUCAAUCCAGUGGAGAGCAUCUACAGGAUGGACCUGUAUCAAAGAAAUCAAGAGUUGAUAAUAGGAGGAGGAUUUAAUAUAUGUGAAGUUAGAGUUGUAUACAAUUAUGAUCUUUUUUUCAGUCUCAAUUUGUUGUAAAUUGAUAAGAUGUGUUUUUAUAGGACUCAAAUCAAGUACGUGGAAUAGCUGAUUCACCAUAUCUUCAAUGAAAAUUCUGAUUUUUAUUA
Messenger RNA from Lotus japonicus, 3175 nucleotides. RefSeq lists its product as uncharacterized. The transcript has 9 exons. Gene Ontology annotation, cellular component: nucleoplasm. Bases 2357 to 3025 code for a protein of 222 amino acids. Lineage: Eukaryota; Viridiplantae; Streptophyta; Magnoliopsida; Fabales; Fabaceae. The record is from RefSeq and is a predicted model, not a curated record. Gene Ontology annotation, molecular function: RNA binding.